AUGGCAGCCACCGAAAUAACAGUCUCUGGGUCCACUCAACAGUUCUCCUCCAAGGUUUUGCUGGCUACUGCGGUCGUUAUCGUGGAAGAUGAUGAGGGUAGUCAGUUCCCGGUUCGUGCUCUAUUGGAUUCUGGCUCCGAGAUGUUCGGUUGGGUGGUCUGCGGAGGCCUGACAAAUCCGAGUCAAGGCUUAAGCAUCAAUUGUAGUACGGCAACUACACAAGGAUUAGAGGAGCUAGUCGCACGGUUUUGGGCUAGUGAAGAGAUUGGCAGUUCCAAGGUUCUUUCGUUGGAGGAAAGUAAAUGUGAGGACAUUUUCCGGAAGUCGGUUCGUAGGGAAUCCGACGGUCGAUACUCCGUUUCGUUGCCGAAAGAUGAAGACGCAAUUUCCAGGUUGGGCGAGGCACGGGACAUCGCAUUCCGGCGGCUUCAAGGCACAGAACGUAGAUUGGCGAGGGAUGUUGGUCUGCGAGAACAGUACCAUCAGUUCAUGGAGGAAUACAUCCGAUUAGGGCAUAUGACGAAGAUAGAGGAAACGGCUGAUCUCGAAAAACGAUGCUAUCUGCCACAUCAUCCGGUAAUUAAGGAGGCCAGUACCACAACUAAGGUCCGUGUGGUAUUCGACGCGUCAUGCAAGACGUCGUCUGGCGUUUCGCUCAAUGACGCUCUGCUGGUAGGACCGAUUGUACAGGAGGACUUACGAUCUAUCAUGCUCCGGAGCCGCGUCAAGAUAAUCAUGUUGGUAGCCGAUGUAGAGAAGAUUUUCCGGCAAAUCUUUGUUCUACAGGUGGAUAGGCCACUCCAAUGCAUUCUAUGGCGCUUCGAUCCGUCGGAACCGGUAGGCGUGUACAAACUCAACACUGUCACGUAUGGAACGAAACCCUUUCUGGCAACGCGUACAUUAAACCAGCUUGCAAUGGAUGAAGAAGAACAGUACCCAAUGGCUGCAAGGGCAACCACGGAGGAUACGUAUAUGGAUGACGUUAUCACAGGAGCGGAUACGGUCGAAAACGCCAGGGAGCUAUGCAAGCAACUCAACGAGAUGACUUGCAAAGGAGGUUUCAAGCUUCGGAAAUGGGCAUCAAACCAUCAAGCAGCAUUGGAAAGCGUUUCCGAGGACAAUCUGGCUAUUCGAGUUUCGGAAGGGAUUAAUCUGGACCCUGACCCUGUUGUAAAAACUCUAGGGUUGACUUGGAUGCCUACUUCCGAUCAACUGAAGUUUCAAUUUACCAUUCCGGGUUGA
This is a messenger RNA of Ochlerotatus camptorhynchus, 1242 nucleotides long. RefSeq lists its product as uncharacterized. NCBI's taxonomy places the organism in Eukaryota, Metazoa, Arthropoda, Insecta, Diptera, Culicidae. The record is from RefSeq and is a predicted model, not a curated record. Bases 1 to 1242 code for a protein of 413 amino acids. The transcript has 2 exons.